Molecule: messenger RNA, 2082 nt
Organism: Heterostelium album PN500
Lineage: Eukaryota; Evosea; Eumycetozoa; Acytosteliales; Acytosteliaceae
Exons: 11
Coding region: 1-2082 (693 amino acids)
Biological process (GO): long-chain fatty acid metabolic process
Cellular component (GO): membrane; endoplasmic reticulum
Molecular function (GO): long-chain fatty acid-CoA ligase activity; zinc ion binding
Source: RefSeq, a predicted model, not a curated record
AUGACAGACAUAGAUAGUAGUAGAUGUAGUAUUCACAAAGAUGAAUUGUAUAAACUGAUUUGUAUUGAAUGUAAUGUGUUGCUGUGUUCGGUUUGUUCAGUAGAUCAUAAUGGUCAUAUUUACAAUCAUAUUCACAAUCUAAAGAAUAGUGAUGAUAAUUCCAAUUUAAAAUGUUCUCAUCAGAAUCAAGCAUUGGAAUGUGGAGAAAAAAGGUACAGGUGUUCAGAAUGUAGUGAUAUAAAGUUUUGUGAGGAAUGUUAUCACUCUCCAAAAUCAAAUGAAUGUCAUACUGAUAAAGCUAUCUUACCUCAUCAAUGUACAAUUGAGACAAAAACUGAUAGUGAAUAUUUAGAAUCCAAUGAAUCUGAUAGAUUUUAUCAAUGUUUUAUGAAUGCAUUCAAUAGUUUUUCUCACAGGAAUUGUAUUGGUGUAAGACCUGUUGCAAAUGAGCCAACUGUAAAUUGGUUGACAUUUAAAGAUGUUUAUCAAAAUUCUGAAAUGUUUGGAUCUGCUUUAAAAAUGAAUGUUAAAUAUGAAUCAAGAGUUGGAAUAAUGCUUAAUAAUGUUCCUGAAUGGUAUUUCGUAGAAUUUGGAUGUCUAUUUUAUGGAUACACUCUUAUUCCUAUCAAUCAUUAUAUCAAUAAUGAUCAAUUAUUGAAUAUCCUUAAGAUUGGAGAACCAUCAGUUCUUGUGGUUUCAAAGAUAACAUUUCCAAAAUUACUAAAUGUGAUAAACAACUAUUCAAAUUUAACAUUGAUCAUACAUGUUGGUGAUGAUUAUGAUCAAAAUUUGAAAAAUCAACUUCCACAACAAAUCAAAUUCAAAUUAUAUUCUGAAUUCUUAUCUACUGUUUCUGAAAUUGCUCCACAUUCACCAUUGAUCAAUGGUAUUUUAUCAAUUGUAUUUUCAACUGGUAGUACUGGUGUUCCAAAAGGAGAGAUGUGCAAAGAUAGAGAUACUACCAAUUGUUUAAAAGCCUUUUCUUUAUUGAAAAUAAGCCUUAUUUCUAUCAGUUAUCUUUCUCUUUCUCAUACUCAAAGGCUAAUGGAUUUAACUAGCAUAUUUCUUGGAGGUAGAUUCAUAAUUUACUCUUUGGGUACAGAGAUAGAACCAUUUAUUAAAGAGUGUUCAAUGGUUAGACCAACACAUUUCUGGAAUUUCCCAACAUUUUAUAAUCAAAUAUAUUCAAAGUAUCAAAGAAGAUUAGAAAUACUAAAGAAAGAACAACCAAAUCUUUCAGAUGAUGAAGUUGAUUCAAUAGCAAUUAGAGAAACAACAAAUGUUUUUGGAGAUAGAAUUCAACACAUAUCAGCAGGAGGUGCUAAAAUAGCUCCACAUAUUGAAAUAUUUUUGAAGAAAUGUUGGGGAAAUCGCUUUUUUAUCCACUAUGGUUGUACUGAAUCAUAUGGUAUUGCAUCUAAUGGUAGAAUUAAAAGUGAUGUGGAAUAUAAAAUCAAUGCAAUACCUGGUUUCAGAGAUGACAGUCCAUUUCCAGUUGGUGAAUUAAUUGUCAAAUCACCAAGAACUAUUGAAGGUUAUAUCAACAAAGAUGGUUCAAAUGAAAAGAAUUUCAGAAAUGGAUGGUUUGCCACUGGUGAUAUCGUUGAAGAAUAUGAACCUGGAUUUAUUAGAAUCCUUGAGAGAGUUAGUUACUCUUUCAAAUCAUCAUUUGGAAGAUUUAUAUCACCCGAAAUCAUUGAAUCAAAUUUUUAUUCAUCAUCUUUGAUUAGAAAUAUAUUCAUUUAUGGAACAUCAUUACAUCCAUUUUUGGUUGGAAUAGUUGUACCUUCUCAAUUGGCUUUGGAGAGAUUCAAUCUAACAUAUGAUCAAUCAAAUAUUGAUCAACAUCAAGAUCUGAAAGAAUCUAUCAUCAAUGAAAUAAAUAUCAUAUCAAAACAAAAGAAUAUUAUAUUUUGGGAAAUUCCAAAGGCAAUAAAAUUGGAUAAUACCAUUUGGACUGUUGAUAAUCAUCUUUUAAAUGGAUCUUUCAAAUUCGAUCGAAAAGAAAUCACAAAAUACUAUCAAGAAUCUUUGGAUCAAUUAUUAUCAGGUAUAAAUGAAAAUGGUAGUUCAUUCUUCUAA